Messenger RNA from Rotaria sp. Silwood1, 2340 nucleotides. The record is from the annotation of a GenBank genome assembly. Lineage: Eukaryota; Metazoa; Rotifera; Eurotatoria; Philodinida; Philodinidae.
AUGUGUCAAUAUCAAAAUCAACGUAUUAGUCUCACGUUACAAUUUCAAGCAUAUUCAGAUUCUCGACGAACUCUAUUUGCUGUUGUUGUCUCACUUAUUGAUGAUAGUGAUGAACGACUCAUUCAUUCACAUCAACAAUUCAGUUAUUUGUACGUACGAGAUUGUAAAGUUAAAUUCAAUAUGUAUUUACUAUACUCAACUCGACCAAAAGAUCAGAAAAAACAUUAUUCAAUACAUAUUGAUAUCUAUGAAAAAGUAUCACUCGCAUAUCGACGAAGUUUUUUCAUAGCACUUCAAUUUCCUUUUCUACCUGUACAUCGUGUCGCUGUACAACUCAAUAUUCCACGCACAACUGAUGAUGUAGAACGUUGCUCAAAUCAACCAUGUGUUCAUGGUCAAUGUAUUAAAUAUUCUGAUAAUCCGAAAGGUAUUACCUUUUGUCAAUGUUAUCAAGGAUGGUCUGGACGAUAUUGUACUAUCCCACAUAACUGCACAUGUUCGUCUGACUCAUUAUGUAUUGGUAUCUUAGCAAACAACCGAUCUUUAUGUGUUUGUCCUAUGAAUAAGUGGGGCUCUCGAUGUUUAUUACGAAGUACAAUAUGUCAUUCUAAUCAAAAUAUCACAUGUUACAAUGGUGGUCAAUGUAUGCCUACAGAUGAGCAUGUAGUAUCGAACAAGAAAUUCAAAUGUAUCUGUCAAAAAGGUUUCACUGGAGACAGAUGUGAAAUAGCUGAUAAUAAAAUUAUUCUAUCAUUUCAUCGAGAUAUCAUUUUAUCAGAUUCAUUUCUUGUUCAUUUCAUUCAAGUAAUUGAUAAUGCUCCAUCUACAAAUGGCAGUACUUUCAAAAUGAUUUCUAUUAAUCAAAAGACAAUGAUCAUUCAUUGGUCAUAUCCAUUUCACAUUGCUUUUAUUCAACUUUUCAAUAAAAAUUACUACUUAAUUACUAUUCAAAAGAAAUAUCAUCAAUCGACAACUCUUGUUCGAGAAAUUCAACCAUCAGAUCGUUGUCCACAUCUAAAUGAAGUAUUGAAUGAAACAAUUGUUAAAUUUCAUCUUCUUCGUCGUAUUAAAUAUUAUCAUUUGCCAUGUCAAGGACAUUCACCACAAUUGUCUUGUUUUUAUGAUGAUAAUCAUUUUUGUUUAUGUAACAAUUAUGGACAACAACGUGUAGCUAACUGUUUUGAAUUUAAUUGUAUAAAAAAAUUCGAUUGUUUUGGUCAAAGUAAUUGUGAAAAUGGAGCACAAUGUUUACAAGAUAGAUCUACAUGUCCACAAACGUCGACAUGUGUUUGUCUGACAUGUUUUUAUGGAAGACGCUGUCAAUUUAGUUCAAAUGGAUUUGGUCUUUCACUUGAUGCAAUUUUAGGUUAUCACAUUCAACCACAUAUUGUCAUUGGAUAUCAAACAUUUGUUGUAAAAUUAAGUCUAGUAUUGACAAUUAUUAUGACUGUAGUAGGAUUGGUUAAUAGUGCUCUACUGAUGAUUACAAUGAAUAAUAAUCAAUCACGUAAAAGUGGUUGUGGUAUUUAUCUAAUAAGUACAUCGAUUACUAGUCUAUUUACAAUGAUUAUGUUUGCAUUGAAAUUUUCAAUACUUAUCAUUGCACAAAUGACAUAUAGUAUUAACCAUUUAUUUUUACAAAUACAAUGUACUUCAAUAGAUUUUUUACUAAGAAUCGGUCUUAAUAUGGAUCAAUGGUUGUCUGCAUGCAUAGCUAUAGAACGAACAGUUAUCGCAAUAAAAGGAAUCAGUUUUGAUAAGAAGAAAAGUAAACAAAUAGCUAAAUAUAUUAUUCUUAUUCUUCUAAUUUUAAAUAUUAGUACGACUAUUCAUGAUCCUAUUCAUCGACAUUUAAUAGAUGAUGAUAAUGAUGAUGAUAAUGAGAAAAGAAUUUGGUGUAUUGUUACUUAUUCAUCUAGUUUUCAAACGUUUAAUACAGUGGUGAAUAUAUUUCAUUUUUUAACUCCAUCUAUUAUUAAUUUGAUUUCGGGUUUGAUCAUUAUUAAAAUUACUAGUCGACAGCGACAAGUUGUUCGACCUCAUCAAAGCUAUCAAAAUGUGUUACAUCAACAAUUUCAAAUACACGUUCAUCUACUGAUUACUCCGAUUGUUUUCGUGAUGUUAGCUAUUCCACGUUUGAUUAUUUCUCUCAUAUCACGUUGUAUGAAAUCAAUUAAUGAUUCAUGGUUAUUUUUGAUUGGAUAUUUUAUUUCAUUUAUACCAUCUAUGCUUACUUUCGUUAUCUUUGUUCUACCAUCAAAAUCAUACAAACAAGACUUCAUGAAGACUUAUGAACGACAUAAAAAUGCAAUACAAGCACGAUUACAUCUUGUUUCAUAG